Messenger RNA from Platichthys flesus (European flounder), 5229 nucleotides. RefSeq names its product TAFA chemokine like family member 5a (gene tafa5a). NCBI's taxonomy places the organism in Eukaryota, Metazoa, Chordata, Actinopteri, Pleuronectiformes, Pleuronectidae. The transcript has 5 exons. The coding region runs from base 576 to 953 and encodes 125 amino acids. The record is from RefSeq and is a predicted model, not a curated record. Gene Ontology annotation, biological process: G protein-coupled receptor signaling pathway. Gene Ontology annotation, molecular function: G protein-coupled receptor binding; receptor ligand activity.
UUGGCAGUGUUUGCCUCUGCCUCUCCAGCAAUGGGAGCGAUGUGCGUAACAUGCAGCGGGGAGCGGUGAUCAUCUUGAGCGCGCCGCAUCGCCGUGGAACCGCGCCGUGCGCACUCGAACACGGAGCCGCACCGAGGAGGCGCAGCGCCGCUCCCGCCGCGAGUGGCCGUGUGCUGAGACACUCUUGACGGGGAGGAGAAGAAGAAGAAGAGGGGAGACGUGUUGCGAGGGAAGGAUGGCAGCCCGUCAGUCGGUGAUCGGGGGUUAAUCGCCUCCCCCCCCUGUGUUUGGAGCCACUCUGACGCACCGGCAGGCGAAGCAGGAGCGCAUACAUUUUGGUUGUUGUUGCACAGCUCCCAGCCCUCUUCUUCUUUUUCAUUUUUAUUUUAUUUUAACCACAUCAGAACCGGACUAUCAAAGUGAGGAUUUCCGCACGACAAACGGGGAUGAAUGCGUGACUCCACAGUGGACAGACUAGGAGCCAGUGCGUGUCUCGGAGCUGAGGUGGAGCGGUCCCCUCUCCCUCUCCCGCCUGCACGGCUCCCUCUGUCCGCCGCGAAGCCUCCCACGCCAGGAUGCAGCUUCUCCGAGUUGCGUGGGCACUGACCGGAGCGGCGAUCUGCUGCUUCCUCCUCCUCCUCAUCCACUCCCGCCUGCUCAAAGAAGGCCAGCUGGCAGCCGGGACAUGUGAGAUCGUGACGCUGGACAGGGACAGCAGCCAACCACGGCGGACCAUCGCCAGGCAGACGGCCCGCUGCGCCUGUAAGAAGGGCCAGAUCGCCGGAACUACAAGAGCCCGGCCCGCCUGCGUGGACGCUGGCAUUGUUCGGAAAAAGCAGUGGUGUGAGAUGGUGCCAUGUUUGGACGACGAAGGCUGUGACCUGUUAGUCAAUAAAUCUGGCUGGACUUGUACACAGCCCGGAGGCCGAGUCAAAACCACCACGGCUCUAUGACGCGACAAGAGUCCCCCACGACCCUCUUGCACUAUGGAGAGCAUUGAUGACCCCUUGACAGACAGCCAAACACCAUCUACCACCAACCCCACCAACAACUUAACAACUCAACCCAAACCCUGGACCCACAAAGGCAGGAAGCGACACAAGAGCACCAGGGGCCUCAUGGAGGCAGCAAGGUCUCUUAACACAGCCAGAGACUGGGAAACCAGGGAGUGACUGUUUGAGGGAACAUCCUCCCCCCUGGACAAAGUACUCUCUGUAAAACAGUUCCUAUUUCCUGUGACUGGCUCCUCCGGGUUUGUGACUGCUCCCUCCUGCUACCUGUCGUUGGGUCAACAUGAUGCAACCACCUCCUCUCCGCUCUGUCUGCCUGCUCUGUUGAAGUUGGCAGUGCCCGCUCGUGCCACGGAGGAUCGGGACGCCACAGAUAAAUCCCAUGAAUGAUUGUUUUGGCUCAUCGGAACUCCUCUAUUUGGAGCAACUGCUUUGAAUCAAAGGAUUUCCCACACCUGUCUCCUCGCUUCUCUAGAACCGGAGUUCCAGAGCAUAGGACGGGAUCAUCUCAGACUAGACCCUGUUGCUUCUUACGAGGCCGUGAAUAAAAACAAAACCCAAACUGAGCGCUCUCUGCUGUGAAUAGGCCGUCUGCUGGAGUAAACCUCUCAUAUUUUUAUAGACCAAAGAGUAAAAACAACAAAUAUGAUCAUAUUAACAGAGUGGACCGUCUGGCAAAGAAACACAGAGACUUUGUGAACUCGCUGCUUGUGUCCCUGCCGACCACUGACUGCCCCACCCCCCCCCCCCCCUACAGAGACACGGUGCACAAGAGGACAAGCCCUGCAUCCAGCGGCCCGUGCAAAACAAAGGAGUACUUUUAAAAACUCCCAAGACUUUCUUUUUUUCUCAGACUAAGCCCACCACUGUAUUUUGGAACUGGAGAUAUAGGUACUACAUAUGUAUAACUGUGUAUCAAAGAAGAAAAAAAAAAAAAAAUGUACGAAAAAUCUGAGUUGCAUUUUUCAGUAGCUACGGUUGGGACAGCUCGCGGGAAGGAUUGUCGGGUUGGUCGCGGAUGAGGCGCGGAAAAUCUUAUCAGAGAAACGAUGAAUAUCUACAGAGAGUAUAAACGCUGUUGAGUCUGAAAAGGAGUGAAGAAAUGUCAUUAUAUGUAUUUUGAAAGGCCCUAAAAAGUUAUAUAUUUAACAGUUUUAUAUGUUGUACCUUUGUAGAGAAGCUUAUUGGACUUAAAAUGUGGUCACAAUGGCAGUUUAGUAGGAUGUGAACAAAUGCUGUUGUUCUCAUGACUGCUGGCUCGUAGUCCCAGGUUUUCUGUUCACACCUCAGUAGCCGCUUUCUUUUCAUUGUCAUCAACAAGUCUCUGUCCAUCAGAACCCUUCAUGGAGAAGAAAAAAAAAGCGACACAAUUUAUUGAGGACUGAUCUGCAGCCAACAGAAUGUUGUAAAUCUAUGGUAGUCAGUGGAAGCCAUUGAAAUCUGCUAAUUUGCUAUGAUAUUGUAUUGUACACGGUGUGGAAUACUGACUCAUUUCCUCUCUAUGGGUUUUGAUCUCUUAAUUUAUUUUUUUGUGCUUGUGUUUGUUCGCACAAAUCCGGCCUCUCUCUCCGACGCCGAGGAACACAGCCAGGAGAGAGAGAGACAGAGAGAGAGAGACAGAGGAAGCAGAGGAAGUGUUGCAGAAGUGUUAGAGUCAUUUACAUACAUUUUUUAUCAUGAAAUAUUUUAAGAAUAAAUUAAAUACAUGAAAAGAAAAUGUCCCCUGCAAAUGUAGAUGCUACCCGGUGUUCAAGGUCAUCAGAGGGAAUUGCCGUUUACCUCAUUCUGGAGUAUUGUGUGUGUGUGAGUGUGUGUGUGUGUGUGUGUGUGUUUGUGUGUGUGUGUGUUCUGUCCCGAAAGCGGUGACAAUAAAUGGAAGUUUCCUCUUUCUCUCCCAGGUGAUCUGCUGGGUUUACAACCAGUGGGGGAAAUAUAUGAGGGGGCAGGUGACGAGGCCCUUCAAUCAUUCCUGAGACCCAUUUAAUCAAGGUUAUCUUUAGCUGUUCCAGUGUCUAACAGGUGAUUGUCCUGGGAGGAUGCCAGGCGUCAGUAAGUGCGUACCUCGCUGGAGAAGAAUAACACAUCGAUCCAUUUUCAGUAAAAAACGUUCCUUUUAAUUUCUUGCAUUUUUCUUUUUGUUCUUUAAGCCUCAACAGCUGAUAUUGGUGCAUUUUCUUAAAAUCAGGAACCUGCACCAAAUGGUUGAGAUGCCAAUGUAGAGUAAAACUGCACUUUUGCACUUACCUGCAGUCACCAGUAAAAGGAAAUGAUAUGCAUCUUUUUGUUUGAUCAUCUAUUUGAACAAGAGCAAAGUCUAAACCCCAAAUUUUCUAUUUAUAAACAACAAAAAGGUUUUUGUGCACUGUAAUUUUUUUUGUUAUAUUCUGCCAAAUUACAAACACAUAGUAAUUAUUACCUGUUUACUUAAAUCGAGACUCAUUCUUUGGACAAAGGUUGAAGCAGCCCCAGUGGUUCCACAAUUGUCAUUGUGCUCAAUGUUUUGAUUUUGCGUCUUUUUGGAUCAACAUCACCAUUAUCAGCAAUAUCCCUCUCUUUGAUCAUUAUAGACAACCUGCAUUUUUUUAUUUUAGGGAUUUAAAUUUAGGACCUUACUGGUUGUAAGAUGAUUUAUAGAGAGACUUGUUGGAGACAGGAGUCACUUGACGCUCAAGGUCUUCACUCAAGUCUUCUCUCGUGUGCAAGUGGAACAUGAAAUGCGUUAAUACAUAAAACCUCACAUUUAUGCAUCAUGUCUGUCCGUCACACACCACACAAUCUCCCCUCUGACUUUUACACAAUGUCAAAAAUCACUUUCUCUUACAGUUGCGUUUUUCUUAAUUUCUUUUUUUUGGAUUUCAUCAUCAUUGACGGAUGUAAUUUUUGGCUGCUUGACUGAAACACGCUACACCAAAAAAUACUGCACAUUCAACCGGGCUUAUUAAACACCAAGUGCUGGAUCUGAAAGAUACACUUCAAACUAACUGGAAAUCACUUGCUAACAUUGCAACAUUAAAGCUAAAAACAGCCCAUAAUUUAGAUCACCCUCCAUAAUCUUCAUCUUCAAAAUAUAUUGUGGUAUAUACCGAACAAUGCAGCAACAAUGUCAACAUAUGUACAGCGCAAUAAGAUUGUAUUUACAGUAUUUACAACUGAAAAUGUUAAAUAUUACGGUAAUAAUCCCUGCUGCUAAUAAUUACCAGUAUCAUCUUAAUAUUAACUGACAUCUCAACCAGUUGGUAAAUCAUUUUUAAUAAAAUUGUUAUACAAUUAUCAUUUUUUUUUAUAAUUAUUUAUCCGGAAUUAAACUGCAUAAAAAAUAUUAUUAGCUGUUAGUAAUGUCAUCAUAAACAUUUGAAGUGACUCUGGGAGUCAUCUGAUAAGGUCUCGUUCUGAGAACAGCAGUCCACCCUGCAAAUGUUCCCCAGGCUUCACAUGCAUUCAGCUAAGUGCUGGAGUUGGCUCUCAAUUAGAUUUAAUACAUGAAAAUAUCACAACUCAAUAUUCUCAUGUUCAACAAAAAUGGAAAAGGACAUUAUAGGGUCUAAUCACCUCUGCUGUGGAGCGUCAUGUUGGGUUUGGGCCAAUCGCAGCACACGUUGCACACAAAACAACAUAAAGUUACUUGCAAGGGGUCAAGAAAAAAAAAACGUGCAACGCAAAAUCCAGUACAAUGUCGAAAUGACUCAUCGGGAUUUACGAAAGCGGCGGUUUCAGAAGCAGUGCGAGAAGAAUGUAAUUUCAAAAAAACUGCUGUGAGGAAAAAAUUGGAAAAACCACAUGGAAAAGAAAUUAAAAACGGGAUCAAGCUGUAACAGAUAUUGUAAUAUACAAAUUCCAGCGGCUGCAUUCAGGGCUUAAACAAUGAGCUCACACUCCCUCUGAUGGGGUCGAGAUGUGUUCUGUGCAAUAACAUAAUAUGAGAGAAAGUGUCCGUCGGAGGCAGUAAUCCGUAAGAGGAUGCAAUUAUGCUUUCCACGGGAUCCUUUUGUACAAUGAUGAAUGCUGUCAUGUGGUUUUCCAAUACUGUUCUCAAGGGCUAUUGAGUUCACUUCACUGGUUGCCACUCGAAAUCCCAAUAAGUGUAUUACUGUAGGCUCCAUGGCCAAGUAUGGUUAAUUGUUGCUUUGUGUAGUGCAGCUUUCAAACAGCAAUUUUACACGGUACACAUCCAGUGGACAAUACAUGUGAUUGAUUGAACCUAACAAGAUUAAAUGGUCAA